UUCGUCCCAGUCUUAUAUCUGUUCCUCGUCGGAGUACUGUCGUCACGAUCGAGAGAAGCAAGAAGAAAAAAAAGCGAGGUUAGGGUUACGGUUCUUCUCUGCGUGUCCUCUCUCUCUCGCCAGAGUAGCCGCCAUCGAUCAUGACUGGUAAGGCGAAGCCGAAGAAGCACACGGCGAAGGAGAUCGCCGCGAAGCUUGACGCAGCAACGACGAACAGAGGUGGAGGAAAGGCGGGAAUCGCCGACAGAUCUGGUCAGGAGAAGGGCGGUCACGCCAAGUACGAGUGUCCGCACUGCAAAGUCACCGCUCCGGACAUCAAGACGAUGCAGAUCCAUCACGAAUCUAAGCAUCCGAAGAUUCCUUUCGAGGAGGCAAAGGUUGUGAAUCUCCACUCGAGUCGUCCCGUAGAAUCGGCCAAACCUAAACCCGGUGUCAGGGGAAGCCUGAAGAAGUGAUGAAUUUGGCUUUGAUUUGGAUGUAUCGAGGAGUCGAAUUCCUGAUAUAUGUGAUCUUUUUAAUCUAGAUUACGAUGUUUGGGUGUUCUUGUUCAAUGUAAGAUAUGCUGCCAGACCCAUCAUGUUGAUGCUGUUUAUGGCUAUGUCUUUCUGUUCUCUUUCUAUUAUCUUCUGUCUUCCAUGGAAGUGAUGUUAUAUGAGGAAUUGAUAUUUAAUGGUUCUUGCGUAUUUUGUUGUU
This is a messenger RNA of Tarenaya hassleriana, 693 nucleotides long. RefSeq lists its product as uncharacterized. NCBI's taxonomy places the organism in Eukaryota, Viridiplantae, Streptophyta, Magnoliopsida, Brassicales, Cleomaceae. The record is from RefSeq and is a predicted model, not a curated record. The transcript has a single exon. Bases 141 to 455 code for a protein of 104 amino acids.